CAAAGGAUCCACAACCACAGUCACAACCAUCACCCAUCACACGAGACCGCUGAAGACGAUGACAGAAAGAGAUUCUCAUCAGGAGCAACAGUCUAGUAGUAGUAGUACUGGAUGGGGACUCUCUGGGCUUACUGGAAACAAGAAAGAGGAUGAUUCACUGUCUUCCAAAGCCAUUGAGUUUGCUCGGACAAUACGGACCCACAUUGCAGAUUCCCCGCACAAGGUCGUGGAGGCGCCGUACGUUCCCCAUGGAUUCCUGGAAGGGGCCGAAGUAGGAUGCAUGACCUACUUUUUGCUAAAGCCCAUUGGGAAUGGUUUCAUGGGUCUUGUCACUGGGUCACCACAGUUGAGAGGUGCCAGUCGGCCCAUUGGGCUGGUGGUGACGAUUGGACAACUCAUGGUAGGAGCGCAAAUGGCACUCUAUGCGGCCGUGAGAAAAGGGUCCUACACGUGGCUGUCCACUCUGGAAGAAGUUGCGACUUCCACCACGACGACGACAGAAUCAAGUGACGAUAAUGAUUGGAAACACAAGGCCAUCAUGGCAGAUGCAUUGUGUCGAGAUCCCUUGAUGGCAUCCAUCCAGCAACAAAUAUUAGCCAUGACUCAACAACAACAAGAGGGCAGCCAAGCAACGUCCACCACCAAUGAGGCUGGAUCUACUCCUUCCGUCAAGGAUUGGGUGUUGGAUGCUGACAAAGUUGUCACGGAUCAAUUGAUUCGAACUGUAGCGGCUUGCAACCAGCGAAACUCUCCAUCAUCACAAGGCAACACCGAAUUUCAAUGAAUUGGCAUCUGACCAUGUCAAGCUGUUCUGGAUUGAUCUCUCAUGUCAUUGUAGUUUGAUCUAUAACCACAGUUCAUAUCGUUU
Molecule: messenger RNA, 868 nt
Organism: Seminavis robusta
Lineage: Eukaryota; Bacillariophyta; Bacillariophyceae; Naviculales; Naviculaceae
Source: the annotation of a GenBank genome assembly